CAACUGCAGUUAGAACUGAAGUUGAUCUGUUCGAGCUUACAUUAAAGAACUUCAAAAAUUUCUCCACCACUUCACCAUUUCUUUCAAGAUGAACAAUGUCACUCAACUGCUCUUUGGUUGAAAUGUCUGUAGUUUCAUCUACCUGAAUACUUAGAAAAUUACAUUCAGCAAUAUCUUUAUCAAUUUGAUCCUGAAUUACUGAAGCAGUACAUUCAAUUAGAUCAUUCUGGAUAUCUGCUGGGACACCAGUAAAAGCUCCAUCCCCUACACUUCCUCAUUCUGAAUUCUUCUAAUAACUCACGAGAACGUCAUUCAAAAACAGAAUCAAACUUAGCCAUAAGCUUCAAAAGCUCCCUAUGGUUUCCCUUGUUUAAACUGGUACUAGAUCCCUGUGAUAUUUGAUUGACUAAAUUGGACUAUACUCAAACUAGAAGUAUAGAAACCCUAUGUUUGCACCCUCCAGUGUCAAAUAAUACUACACAGAGGAGCCAAUUGCAAUUAUUUUCCAUGUAAGGAGUGUUUUAUCUUGAAUUUUUUUAUUUCGUUCUUAUAAAUUCUAUGUAAAAAAACAUAUUCUUGAAUAUCUUUAGUCUUGCUUAGCAUGACCUGCAUGACCUCUAGCUUCGCCACUGUUAGCUCCUGCAAAACUGCAGGAAAACUGUCAGUUUCGGUGGGUUUUCGCAGUAUCUCGCCAUUGAAACAUAUCUCUGUGUACAAUGUAUGUCUAAAUGUGUGUUGCAUUCUUUAACGACCUUAUAUUGAGUGAGUGUUAAAUGAUGAUGAAAUUUAGACUAAAGCUGUCUCAUAAAGUAGGGAAAAGUGUACUCACUGCUAGUUAAAUGCAAGACAAGAAAUGUCUGUCUUAGUUAAUGAAAAUCUGACGUGCAUUUUCUGCAUCCUUUGAAAAAUGUACAUUUUUGACACUGCAUUUCUUUAUUUUUACACUGCCUUUUUGAUGGAGGCAUUCUUUAUUGACAUUCUAAGUAGAAAUUUCUUAAAUAACAUGCAAUUUUCUAAUAAAUGGCAAAAUUCUCUUUCAAUGAUAUCAAAAUGCAGAAACAAGGUAUUGUUCCAGAAGGUGAUACCCCUGGAAAAUCCAAUGCCAAAAAAGUAAGUGCUGUGAGUUCUAUCAGUAACGAACUCUUUGUUGAAUCUCUGAAAAAAAAUGGGACCAAAGUAUUCAUGGUCGAGGGAGGAGAUUUAUCAUCUUGUGGAAUUCAUGCAGAAAGAAGUAUGAAUGAAUCAGGCUGUUCAAACAUAGAAAUUCGAAUUUUUGGGGAGCAUGUGAAGAAUAUUUUGCAAAAAUGACAAAAAAGGAUAAGCCAUCUCAUUCAUCAAUGAAAUCUAAAGUUACAUCGUAUCUUGCCACUAAUUUUAAAAACAUUGAGGAGGCAGAGGAGUACUUUAAUAUUGAUUACUUUUCUGGAAAUCCCUCUCCUGACAACCUUUGUGAAUCUUCACCCCCUUUGCAAUUAACUACCAGUAUAAAUAAUAUUGAUACUAGUAAUAAUUCUUUUUUUGAUAGCUGUUUAAGUGGCUUUGGUAAUUUGCCAGUAUAUUUGCAGUUGAAGUUGCUUAAUAGUUUAUUUCUUAAGUAUGCAAGAAAUCUAUCUACAGAUAAGAAUAUCUUACGUAAAUUUUCUGAUGACUGCCUUUCAACUUAUAUGUCGGCUGUUAUCAAUCUUCAUGAAAAAGGUAAAGAAAAUCUUAUUCAUCACGCUGCAAGGUGUUUUUUAAAACGAGACAAUGGAAAGGAAACCCGUCUUCCAAUUGGAAAGAUGCCUUUUGGUCUUUUUGACUACAUAGUUAAAUUUUUCUCCUUGCCCAAGUCCAAUCGAUUAUCUUGUGAAGAGGAUUAUUAGCAGUGGCGGGUGAGCAUGUAUGCAAAUUUUAGAACAAAAUGGGCAUGUUUGCAUCGAGGCCCAUGUUGGGAAUACGAAAUUGAAGAUGAUUUAGAUGUGGGGUCAAUGAAUUCUGUCUCUGGAUGUGUUGAUGUGCUUUCUCCAGAUCCAGUAUUUGAUUUAAGUGACUUUUCAAAUGCAGUUCAAGGUUCACAAGGAACUCCAGAAGAUGGUGCCAUACUUGCAACGGCACUCAAGAUGAGUAGUUUAUCUUGCCUUCAUGGAGCAGAUGCUGAUAUCUUAACUGUUAGUGAUACCACAAGCUCAACAUUAUGAUCCCCACUUCCUGAUUCUGUUGUCAGACAUGAAAGAUCAAUGGGAAAUGAAUGUCAGCAUGUGAUUGCAAAUAAGUAUGGCCUUGGAAAAGAAUGUAAGUCAUCAUCAUCAGCAACAAAAAAUCCAUACAUUUUUGAUACAAUGAAAGCCAAAGUAAAUGUUCCAUGUUUAAGUUGUCGUACUUUGCAAAAUAAGAUUCAAAAGAUGGAUUUUGAGAAAUCUUCUAUCAUACAUGAUGCUAUGUUGGACAAAAUUGCAAAGGAGAAUCCUGGUGGUAGGUUCUGGAUAAAGGCAGAUUGGUGUGAUGUGAGUAGAGGGUGGAGGGAAUCAAUGCCACAUGAAUGGACAGGUGACACUGAUAUUGGUGAAAAUGCAUUUAAAAGGUUAAAUGAUUUAUACGAUAAGAGGAGAAAUUUUAAUGAGAUGAUAGAUAAAGUAAGAUUCUCCAAAGAAUCAUUGUUGCUCUUGCUUCCUCCAAAUUAGAUGCUCUUGCUUGGGAUGUUGAAGGUUUCAAGCAGUUGAUUGAAAUGAACAAGAAUUUGAAGAAAAGACAAACACUGUUCAUGGAUUUUUGGCUGAAUCUGAAACAGGGCACAGUAAUAUCCCUCAUCAGCUGGCAAAACUCUGUGAUGAACAACCUUCCUACCUCAAAAAUAUUUUCUUGAAGCACAGAGAAGUAGCUACUCAUCUAUUAAUUUUUAUGGUUUCCAGUGAAAAGAGAUAUAAAUCCAUUUGCAGUUCCUGUAAGAGUAUUGCCAUUUCAUUCUAUAAGUAAAUAAGAUUACUUUGCAAAUAAGAUUCAAAAGAUGGAUUUUGAGAAAUCUUCUGUCAUACAUGAUGCUAUGUUGGACACCAUUGCAAAGGAGAAUCCUGGUGGUAGGUUCUGGAUAAAGGUAGACUGGUGUGAUGUGAGUAGAGGGUGGAGGGAAUCAAGGCCACAUGAAUGGACAGGUGACACUGA
This is a messenger RNA of Rhopilema esculentum, 3138 nucleotides long. The record is from RefSeq and is a predicted model, not a curated record. NCBI's taxonomy places the organism in Eukaryota, Metazoa, Cnidaria, Scyphozoa, Rhizostomeae, Rhizostomatidae.